Molecule: messenger RNA, 402 nt
Organism: Caenorhabditis elegans
Lineage: Eukaryota; Metazoa; Nematoda; Chromadorea; Rhabditida; Rhabditidae
Gene: W02D7.11
Exons: 2
Coding region: 43-294 (83 amino acids)
Source: RefSeq, marked reviewed
UUUCAGUUUCGCCCGGAACCAACACUUUUCUAAAAAAAAACAAUGCACAACUCCAAGGAAGACCUCGACAGAUUUUAUUCCAAUUCAAGGAGAACAUCUAGUAUAACUGUACCGCCACAUGGAAUAAUCCCCGCUGUUUACAACAUCGAAACUGGUUAUGAUCAGAAUGUUCCGCAAGAGACCACAGGAGUUCAGAAAACUGUCAAACUCAUUUUUGUAUUGGUAAUUCUGACUGUUCUUCUCGUCGGUUUCGUCUUCGCUAUUCUUUCUGUGACACGAUUAACAAAAAAAUAAUGUAUUUAUUUUAACUGAUUAAUGUAUAUACUUUUUUAAUAAAAUUUGAAUUGUAUUUAAAUGAACAAUUGCAAAAUAUAUUUUAAAAUAAAUCAAUGUGAUUCGAAA